Molecule: messenger RNA, 657 nt
Organism: Auanema sp. JU1783
Lineage: Eukaryota; Metazoa; Nematoda; Chromadorea; Rhabditida; Rhabditidae
Source: the annotation of a GenBank genome assembly
AUGGAUUGGACCAUAUUCCUGUAUAUUUUCCAAGCACUUAUAGUUGGCAUGUUCUUGAAAUGUUUUAAAGUAUCAAAAAACAAGAAAUUUGAAUCUUCUUCUCAGAAAAAUAAACAAGCGUUGAAUUCUCCGGCAAAAGAUUCAAGAAAAGUGGAAAAGGGCGAAAAGAAAGAAGAAAAAGUGCAAACUCCAACCACGCCUAAACCAGAUCCAGAUGAAAAGAAAAUGACAUCCAAGGAGGAGCGAAUUGCACAAGGUAAAGAAGUAAGAAAGAAAACGGAUUACGCAACAUUCUUGGAUGUUUGUAGUGACUGGGAAGACACUUCACACAGUGAUGCGAAAAAGGAAGAAGGAAAAAAUGUGAAGCAAGUGAAGAAUGGGAAAGCAGUGAAAAACGAUGAAGCCAAGAUCGAGCCAAAAAAAGGAAUUGAGAAAAAACCUGAAAAGAAAAGAAAAGUGAAAAAGAAAGCAAAGACGAAGAUGACAGCACCCAAAAAGAAGGUGGGCAAGGCAAACCAGCGGCAGGCGUUGCCAGAGCAGGAGAAUCAUCAACAACCCGAGAUACAGAACCCGAUGCAAUUGGAGCGACCAAACCAGCCCAAACAGAUCAUACCAAAGAGAAAAAAGCAAAAAAGAGCAGCAAAACAGAAAAAUUGA